CACCAUCUGCUAACUAUCUCAUCCCGUCUCUGGCCCACUCGUCUCAGGACUCUGUGAUCCGAGGCUCUUAGGAGCUCUCUAAGUCAUUGGCUACGAGUAUGGCAACCCAGUCGGACUUGUUGAUUUCUAUAUUCCAGGGACUCAAGAGCAAGAGUCCCGAGACGCGACUCCAGUCCGCUCAAGAGCUCCGUCAUUAUGUAUCUGUUCGUGUGCUCGAACUGCCCUCAGACGCUGCCGCAAAACUCUGGGACGACCAAAUAAACAAGAGUCUAUUCGAGCUCGUACAUGGCAAUACAAGUGUGGAGAAGUUGGGAGGUCUGUUGGCCAUAGACCACUUGCUUGAUGUCAACGAUGAAGAAAGCAUCGAGUCCAAACAAAACCUCUUCCGGUACUACAACUAUGUCAAGUCCGUUCUGCCCGACGCGGACAUCUAUGUCAUGCUUGCAGCUUCAAAAACUCUGGGUCAUAUUGCCGAGAUAGGCGGUUCUGCAUUUGGUGAUCGCUUCAUGGACUACGAGGUGCCUGCUGCUAUCGGACUACUGCAAGGAGACAAACAAGAGCCAGGCCGUUAUGCGGGUGUUCUCAUCCUCAAGGAGCUCGCACGGAACAGCCCCACCUACUUCCACACCCACAUCGACCUCGUUUUCGAGAAGAUCUUGAUUCCACUUCGUGACUCACGCGUCAUCGUACGAGAAGCUGCAGCAGAGCUUCUUGCGGCUUGUUUGGAGAUUGUGACCCAUAGGGAGCGACAGGCGCCUAGUCGGUUCUUGUACAAGGUGUUACAAGACGCUCAGCUUGGACUCAAGACUGCCGCACCGGAAGUCAUCCAUGGAUCACUACUCACUUUCCGCGAACUCCUGCUUCAUGGUGGCAUGUUCAUGAAGGAAGGCUUUCUCGACACUGCCGAGCAGAUCAUCCGUUUCAAGAACUCUCGCGAUGUCCUUGUGCGCAAGAUGGUCAUUACCCUCAUUCCUACCCUUUCAGGGUACGAUACGCAGACGUUCUCCGAGCAUUUCUUACACAAAGCUAUGGCACACCUUCUUGAUCAACUCCAGAAGCCUACGGAACGGUCGUUCGCCUUUAUUGCCAUUGGCCACGUUGCUACAGCGGUCGGAAGCGACAUGAAGCCUUUCCUCGAAAAUAUCAUGGCUCAGAUCAAAUCAGGCCUAGAGAAUAGGGGAAAGAAAGCUCCUUCCGAGGAACCUAUGUUUCAAUGUGUUGGCAUGCUCGCGUCUGCGGUCGGCCCUAAUUUGACGAAGCUCCUCCAUGAUCAGCUCGAUUUGAUGUUCAAAUGUGGUCUUAGUGAGCCACUCAGGCAGGCUUUGGUCGCCAUCGCACGCCAUAUUCCGCCUCUGCUGAAGACCAUCCAAGACAAGCUACUGGACCUCCUAUCCGUCAUUCUGAGCGGUCAGGUUUACAAACCGUUGGGCGCACCACCGACACUUGUCCGUGACAAUUCUGCGGCUACGAGAGAAUUGAACGGUGCCCAGAAUGCCGGGACCACAAAGAGUCCAGAGUUGAUCACACUUGCACUCAAUACGUUGGGCUCAUUUGACUUCAGCGGCCAUGUUCUUAAUGAGUUCGUGCGGAACUGUGCUUUGCCGUAUUUGGAGGAGGACCAUCCUGAAGUGCGAAGGGCUGCGGCAUUGACAUGUUGUCGUGUAUUUGCACGAGACUCCAUCUGCUAUCAGGGUAGUAAUCACUCGAUAGAAAUCAUUAGCGACGUACUUGACAAGCUGUUGACUGUCGGUAUCGCCGAUCCUGACCCAACGAUUCGACAGACCGUGCUCUCGUCAUUACAUGAGCAGUUCGACAAGCAUCUUGCUCAGGCGGAGAAUGUUCGAUCGUUAUUCAUCGCUCUCAACGACGAGGUUUUCCAGAACCGAGAGACGGCUGUAGGCCUCAUCGGACGAUUGGCUACGCACAAUCCGGCAUAUGUCAUGCCGUCACUUCGCAAGGCUCUGAUUCAGCUUCUUACUGAGCUGGAAUACUCGACCGUCAUGCGCAAUCGCGAGGAAUGCACCCAUCUACUCACGCUUCUUGUUAGCGCCACCCAACGUCUCAUCAAGCCAUACGCCCUUCCCAUGCUCCGUGUACUCCUCCAGAAAGCCAAUGACAGCAACGCCACUGUCGCCGCCAACGUUCUUAUGUGUAUCGGUGAACUGACCUGUGUCGGUGGCGAGGAUGUCGUGCCACACAUCCCGGAACUCAUGGAAAUCAUCAUCGGGAAAUUGUCUGACUCUUCGAUUUCGAAAAGGGAUGCGGCACUGCAUACACUGGGUCAGGUGUGCUCGAGUACGGGCUAUGUGAUACAGCCUCUUUUGGAGUAUCCCCAGUUGUUGCCCGUGCUAAGCAGAAUCUUGAAGACGGAGCCGACACAGACAGUCAGGCGCGAGGUCAUCAAGGUAUUGGGGAUCCUGGGUGCAUUGGAUCCAUACAGACGCAAGACCAAGCCCGACGAAGAGUCUCCGAACGAGUCUGCUGCCCCUGCUGCAGAGGCUAUAAACCUCUCGUAUACGACUUCCUCCGCAUCUGACGACUAUUAUCAGACGGUCGUCAUCAACUCUUUGUUGGGAGUUCUCAAGGAUGCAUCCCUCAGCAGCUACCAUCACUCAGUCAUCGAGGCUAUCAUGUCGAUCUUCAAGACGCAAGGUCUGAAGUGUGUCACCUUCCUCCCCCAGAUCAUACCAGCCUUUGCGAACGUAACCCGGAACGCAGCUCGCUCGCAGGACUUCCAUCUUCAACAGCUCGCUAUCCUCGUUGGUAUCAUCAAGCAACACGUCCGGAACUACACGCCCGAGAUCUUCAACCUUGUCACUGAGCUUUGGGAGAACACCUCUGUCCAACUUCCUCUAGUCUCUCUCAUCGAGGCUCUCGGAAAAGCGCUUGAUGCGGAGUUCAAGCCAUUCCUCCCUAUGAUCCUUCCCCUCGUCCUCAAAGUCUUCGACGGCGACCUCAACGACAAGCGCUCGAAUACCCAGAUCAAGAUCUUCGACGCCUUCUUGACCUUCGGAGCGAACAUCGAGGAAUACCUCCAUCUCGUCAUUCCUAUCAUCGUGAAAACUUACGAGAGAGCAGACGCGCCAACUGCGUUACGCAAGAGGGCAAUUGUAACAAUCGACGGGUUGAGCAGUCGAGUCAACUUUUCGGACCAUGCGUCGAGGAUCAUUCACCCACUUGUGAGGGUCUUGGGCUCAUCGAAUAAUGAGUUGAAGAUGGCCGUUAUGGAUACGCUGUGUUCGCUGCUGUUGCAACUGGGAUCAGACUUCGCUAUCUUUGUGCCGACGAUUAACAAGGCUGUUCUCCGUCAGAAGGUCGUUCACCCACGAUAUGAUAACCUCGUCACCAAAUUGCUGAACGGCGAGCGACUGCCUCAAGAACUCGGGACCUUGGAACUAAUCAUGAACGAAAGCAACAAAGCACCCGAGUUUUCUGCUCCCGCUGAAGCCGCUAGGAUGAUGGUGAACCAGCAGCACCUCAAGCAAGCCUGGGACACCUCGCAGGUCUCCACGAGGGAUGAUUGGAUAGAGUGGAUGCAUCGCAUUUCGGUCGAGUUCAUGAAAGAGUCGCCGUCCCAUGCUCUGCGCGCUUGCAUGACUCUGGUCGACUUGCAUCCGCCUCUUGCAAAGGAGCUGUUUAACGCUGCAUUUAUCUCUUGUUGGAGAGAGCUUUAUGAGCAGUAUCAGGAGGAUCUCGUCCGUGCUAUAGAGUUCGCUAUCACUUCCCCGACGACGCCAUCGGAUCUCAUCCACCGCCUUCUUAACCUUUGCGAGUUCAUGGAGCACGAAGACCAACGUUUGCCCAUCGACAACAGUACGCUCGGAGAAUAUGCUCUGAGAUAUCAUGCAUACGCGAAAGCUCUCCAUUACAAGGAGCUCGAGUUCUUCUCUGAAACGUCUCCCCAGAUCAUCGAAGCACUCAUCAACAUCAACACAAAGCUUCAGCAGCACGAUGCUGCCUGGGGAACUCUGCUUAUCGCUCGUGAACAGUACGACGUCACCAAGCAUGAGGAGUGGUAUGAGCGUCUCGGUCGAUGGAAUGAGGCACUGACGACGUACGACCAGAAAUCCAAGGAUGAACCAAACUCCCCAGAGGUUGCUAUCGGAAGGAUGAAGUGUUACCACGCGCUUGGAGAAUGGGACCUGCUCGCGACGCAAGUCGAAGAAAACUGGUCGAAUGCGAAUCACGAGGAAAGACGAGAGAUUGCCCCCAUGGCAGCAGCAGCAGCUUGGUCGCUCAAUGACUGGGACUCCAUGGACGAUUAUAUCGCGACCAUGAAGCCGGAUUCUUCUGACCGGUCAUUCUACCGCGCCAUUCUCUCCGUGCAUCAAAACCAGUUCCCCAAAGCGCUCGCUCACAUCACCAAGACUCGGGAUUUGCUGGAUCUGGAGCUUACCUCACUCGUGGGUGAAGGCUACGGCCGAUCUUACAACACCAUGGUCCGGGCACAGAUGCUCUCCGAACUUGAGGAGAUCAUUAACUACAAGCAGUAUGCCGAUCAGCCUGAAAGGCAACAGACCAUCAAGAAGACCUGGAUGAAAAGGCUGCAAGGCUGUCAGCCCGAUGUGGAAGUCUGGCAGCGUAUACUCCAAGUUCGCACGCUCGUUCUCAGCCCUGAGGAUGAUCCUGUAAUGUGGAUUAAAUUCGCCAAUCUUUGCCGCAAGUCCGAGCGGAUGCAGCUUGCGGAGAAGACAAUCAAUUCGUUGCUGUCGCAAGAGAGGCAUUUGAAAGCGCCCCCGGACGUUGUUUACGCACAACUGAAGUAUAUGUGGGCCUCGGGUUCCAGGGAAGAGAGUUUGCCGUUCCUUCGCCGAUUCUCGGAGAGCUUGUCCAGGGAUCUGCAAUCAGAGAGUUCAGAACGCGGCCAGCGGUCAGCAGUCCCUAAGCAACAGCUAGACGAGCUAUCGUGCCUCUUGGCUAGAUGUUACUUCAAGCUGGGCGAGUGGCAGAUGGAGGUUCAAGACAACUGGGCUACCCGGAACGUCAAGGAUAUCCUCCACUCCUACCUCCUAGCCACACACUAUGACCCGAACUGGUAUAAGGCCUGGCACACAUGGGCUUUGGCCAACUUCGAAUACGUGGGCCAUUUGACCCACCAGGCCGAGACGAGGACUCACGACCUCUCUGGGAGUGCACUGAUACCGCACAUAGUACCGGCUGUGCAAGGCUUCUUCCGUUCCAUCUCCCUACGCAACGAGAACGCCUUACAGGAUACCCUGAGACUCCUCACGCUAUGGUUCAAGUUCGGUGCGCACGACGAGGUCAGCCAUGCGAUGACCAGUGGUUUUGGUAGUGUCGAGAUCGACACAUGGCUGGAUGUAAUCCCUCAGAUCAUCGCUCGUAUCCAAACACCCAGUGCCAAUAUUAGACGGAACAUCACCAACCUCCUCACCGAUGUCGGAAAGCAUCAUCCACAAGCCCUGAUCUAUCCCUUGACCGUCGCAUCCAAGUCCUCAAGUGCCGCCCGGAAGAAGGAAGCUAUUGACAUCAUGGAGAGGAUGCGCGAACAUAGUCCGGUCAUCGUCGAACAGGCUUUGCUCGUUAGUCAGGAACUCAUCCGUGUCGCCAUCCUCUGGCACGAGUUGUGGCAUGAGCGUCUUGAAGAAGCAUCUCGACUGUACUUUGCGGAGCAUAAUCCAGAGGGCAUGAUCUCGGCCCUGGACCCCUUGCACGAUUUGCUUGAGCAAGGUCCGACGACAGCACGAGAGACGUCAUUCGCACAAGUGUUCGGUCGUGAACUGGCGGAGGCCCGCGAGUCAUGUCGUCGCUACCGCAGGUAUGGCGAAAUUAAGGACCUUGACGCUGCCUGGGAGCUCUAUUUCGCAGUCUUCAAGAAGGUCGAGAAGCAAUUGCCUCAGCUGACUACACUGGACCUCCAGUACGUCUCGCCUGCGUUGCUACAGGCACGGAACCUCGAGCUCGCCGUGCCCGGAACAUACCAGAGCAGCAAGCCUGUCAUCAAGAUCAUGAGCUUCGCGACCAAGUUGACCGUCAUCGCUUCGAAACAACGACCGCGUCGUCUCUCUUUGAAGGGGAGCGACGGUAAAGACUACCAAUAUGUUCUCAAAGGUCACGAGGAUCUCCGUCAAGACGAGCGGGUCAUGCAGUUCUACGGUCUCGUCAAUACCUUGCUCUCGGUCGAUACUCAGAGCUUCAAACGCCGGCUGCACAUACAGCGUUACCCUGUCAUUCCAUUGGGCCCGCACGCUGGAUUGUUAGGUUGGGUGCAAGACAGCGACACGCUUCACGUUCUUGUCAGAGACUACCGAGAGUCGAGAAAGGUCUUGCUCAAUAUCGAGUACCGACUCAUGCUUCAAAUGGCACCCGACUACGAAAUCCUCAUGCUCCUCCAAAAGAUCGAAGUCUUCGAAUACGCACUCGAAAACACGACCGGCCAAGACCUCUAUCGCGUCCUCUGGCUCAAAUCCGUCAACUCCGAGCACUGGCUCGAGCGGCGCGCGACCUACACCCGCUCGCUCGCCGUGAACAGCAUGGUCGGCCACAUCCUCGGGCUCGGCGACCGGCAUCCAUCCAACUUGAUGCUGGAGCGCAAGACGGGCAAGGUGGUGCAUAUCGAUUUCGGAGACUGUUUUGAGGUCGCGAUGCAUAGAGAGAAGUUCCCGGAGAAGAUUCCGUUUAGGUUGACGAGGAUGUUGACGCAUGCGAUGGAGGUCAGCGGUAUCGAGGGUAGCUUCAGGAAUACGUGCGAGAUCACGAUGACCGUGCUUCGGGAGAACAAAGAAUCGCUCAUGGCCGUCCUCGAAGCCUUCGUCUACGACCCUCUCAUCAACUGGAGACUGAUGCCCACAGACGUCGACAGUCGGCGACUCAACGGAUCGGACGCGACACGGACGGCGGAGUUGGCGAAGGUGACGGCGUAUCCGCAGGGUCCGACGAGGAAGCUGAAGGCGGACGAGAACGAUAUCUUGAACGAGGCGCAAGAGAACCGGAACGAGCGUGCGCUCGCGGUGUACAACAGGGUGCAAAACAAGCUGACUGGCCGAGACUUCAACCCGGACGUGGUGCUGAACGUCCAGCAACAGGUCGACAAGCUCAUCCUCCAGGCGACGUCGCUCGAGAAUCUGUGCCAGUGUUUCUCUGGAUGGUGUGCGUUCUGGUAAAACUAAAAUCUUACUUCUCAACGGAGAUCUCAUGGACGAAUGGACGAAUGGAUGGACGUUCGCUUGGUUUAGACAUUUUCUUUCUUUCUUUCUUUCUUUCCUUCUUUCCUUCUUUCCUUCUUUCCCCCUGUACCUUUCGAUCCCUACCGUUCUCGCUGUUGUAAAUUAUCACCGAUAUCAUGAUCAUGUCCCUUCUUCA
Molecule: messenger RNA, 7320 nt
Organism: Stereum hirsutum FP-91666 SS1
Lineage: Eukaryota; Fungi; Basidiomycota; Agaricomycetes; Russulales; Stereaceae
Product: atypical/PIKK/FRAP protein kinase
Exons: 32
Coding region: 99-7121 (2340 amino acids)
Biological process (GO): negative regulation of macroautophagy; TOR signaling; protein phosphorylation
Cellular component (GO): TORC1 complex; nucleus; TORC2 complex
Molecular function (GO): protein-containing complex binding; protein binding; protein serine/threonine kinase activity
Source: RefSeq, a predicted model, not a curated record